AUGAUUGAAAUUAUAGAAAUUUUCUUUUUUUGGCUUUUUUUUUUUCAGAUUUUUCAAAGUUAUGCACAAAAUCUAUCUGAUACAGAAUGGUUUUACCAGCUUCAGUGUAGGAAUACUGCAUUUGUGUUUAAUACAUAUUGUUUUUCUUUGGAAGAUGAUAUUCUUGAAAGAUACCCUUUUGCAAAUAAUGGAGAAUUUAAUGGAAAGUUUAAAAAAGAAUUCGAAAAUCUUGUUGAAUCUUUAUUUUUAUCUUUUGAUGACUGGAAGAAACAUAGUGUUUUUGAUACUUUAAACAGGAGUGAAGUAAAUGAUUUUAAUAAUACAGAAGAUAAUUCUAAAUAUUAUAUUAAUGAGUCAUUUUUCCAUGAUUUUAAAAAAAUGGAUCAGGUAUAUACUGAUAAUGAUCUUAGGGAUAACCAAAAAGAUAAAAUACAUAUUGAAACCAAUAGUUCUUCUGGAAAUUUUUUGUAUAACUUAUUUAAUCAUAGUGGUCGUUCGAAAAUAUUGCCUAAAGAAAGAUUUAAUUAUGCAUCAGCUGAUUGUGCUGCCUCUGUUUUGAAAGCAAAUGCAGAAGCAAAAGGUGUAGCAUUUAUAUUAUCGUCAAAUAAGGAUCGUUAUAUGCUGAAUAAAUGUUCUGCUAAUAAUAAAUUUGUUAUUAUUGAACUUUGUAAUGAUAUUCUCAUUGAUACAAUUGUAUUAGGUAAUUUAGAGUUUUUUUCUUCUAGUUUUAAAGAUUUUCGUAUUUCUGUUUCUGAUAGAUAUCCUGUUAAAAGAUCUUUAUGGAAAGAAUUGGGUAUAUUUACAGCUAUGAAUAUAAAAGAUAUUCAAACAUUUACUAUUACUAAUCCUUUAAUAUGGGCAAAAUAUUUGCGUAUAGAUUUUUUAACGCAUUAUGGUGAUGAAUUUUAUUGCCCAGUUACACUUUUGAGAGUUUAUGGUACAACAAUGAUUGAAGAAUUUAAAUAUGAUGAAAAUGAGUUUGAGGAAAAUAAUCAGUCUGGAACUGAAUCAAGUUUUAAGGAGUAUUCUUUUGGAAAGCAAAAAACAAAUUAUCCUAAUAAUAAAAUUUCUGAAAUUUCAUCUUCACCUUUUCAAUAUUUUGUUGGUACUCCAAUAGUUAUCGAUUAUGCUGUUAAGACCUUAAAUAAUAACAUAAAUCACAACAUGGCAUCAUAUCCAUUAUGUUUUAUUUCUACGUUAAAAAAAUCUUUAAAUAAUUAUGAUUAUCAAAUAUCAGCUUUAUUUUUAAAAGAUCUUGUUUGUUCAGCUUUGAAUAACCAUAGUAAUCAGGACCUGAAUUUAGUAUCUGAAAAAAUGAAUUCAUCUUUUGUUUCUCUUGUUUCUAAUGUUUCUACUGAAUUACCUACAAAGUCUACAUUAGUUCAAGGAAUAGGUACACAAAUAACUCAAAGUAUUAAACAACAAUCUUCACCUUCGAAUACAGAAAAUGUAGGAAUGCAAAAAAAUAUAUAUAAAAACAUUAGUAAAAGGUUAUCUUUUUUGGAAAUAAAUACGACUCUUUAUUUACAGUAUAUUGAGCAACAAUCUAAAAUAUUAAGGAGUAUAUUUGUUAAAAUGGAAAAAGAACAUGAUGAUAAAAUAGAUUUUAUUAUUCGAACUUUAAAUUCUACUUUAUUUUCUCGCUUAGAUAUAUUUAAGCAUCAGUAUGAAGAAUUAUGGCAAAUUAUUACAACAGAAAUUGAAUAUCAAAGGACUAGAUUAAAAAAUGAUAUAAAUAUAGUUACUUUUAAAAUGGAAUAUUUAUCUAAUGAGAUUUUGAUUCAAAGAUGGGUUAUUAUUUUUCAGUUUUUGGUUUUGUUUACUAUUCUUGUUUUUUUUGUUAUUAAACAAUUUGCUUAA
This is a messenger RNA of Pneumocystis jirovecii RU7, 1860 nucleotides long. RefSeq lists its product as uncharacterized. Gene Ontology annotation, cellular component: cytoplasm; membrane. NCBI's taxonomy places the organism in Eukaryota, Fungi, Ascomycota, Pneumocystomycetes, Pneumocystales, Pneumocystaceae. Gene Ontology annotation, biological process: protein folding in endoplasmic reticulum. The record is from RefSeq and is a predicted model, not a curated record. The transcript is spliced from 6 exons. The coding region runs from base 1 to 1860 and encodes 619 amino acids.